Molecule: messenger RNA, 394 nt
Organism: Cuscuta epithymum
Lineage: Eukaryota; Viridiplantae; Streptophyta; Magnoliopsida; Solanales; Convolvulaceae
Source: the annotation of a GenBank genome assembly
UUAUUCCGUUCAAUUUCUUUAUCUCCUUGUUCUCUGCUACGCCUAAACAUUCUAUAUUUUCUUUCUAUUUUUCUUCCAUUCUUCCUCCUGGUCUUGUUUGUUUCGAUGGUCAGCCGCGUUGGAGGUUAAUCCGGGAAUUUAGAGCCGGUGGACAGCAGGCGUCUUCUAGGAUAGAUAUGGGAGACGGGCUGCGUGUGGCAGUGAUUGGACUAUGGUGGGAGACGGGAGGCGGAUUUUGGCCAGCUAUUGUUGAAGAUGUGGGCGACAGUCGGCGAAGUGGUGGGGAUGAACGGCACAAGACGGCAAUUUGGGAAGAUGUCCGUGACGGGUGACCGCCGCCGACUAUUGGAGUGUUGGUGAAGUUUGGGGUGACGGCCGGCAACUUACGGAGGUU